AUGAAAAUACACACCGGUGAAAAACCUUUUUCGUGUAAUAUCUGUGAAUAUAGAUGUAUUAAAAAAAGUCGUUUGCAAGAACAUAUGAAAAUACACACCGGUGAAAAACCUUUUUCGUGUAAUAUUUGUGAAUAUAGGUGUAUUAGAAAAACUGAUUUGCAAACCCAUAUGAAAAUACACACCGGUCAAAAACCUUUUUCGUGUAAUAUCUGUGUAUAUAGAUGUAUUACAAAAAGUAGUUAUCAAAAACAUAUGAAAAUACAUACUGGAGAAAAACCUUUUUCGUGUAAUAUCUGUGAAUAUAGAUGUAUUACAAAAAGUCAUUUGCAAACCCAUAUAAAAAUUCAUACCGGUGAAAAACCUUUAUCGUGUAAAAUCUGUGAAUAUAGCUGUAUUAGAAAAAGUGCUUUGCAAAUACAUAUGAAAAUUCACACCAAUGAAAAACCUUUUUCGUGUAAUAUCUGUGAUUUUAGAUUUAGUUUUAAAUGCAGUUUUCAAACACAUAUGAAAAUACAUACCGGUGAAAAAACUUUUUCGUGUAAUAUCUGUGAAUAUAUAUUGUAUUAG
Messenger RNA from Parnassius mnemosyne (clouded apollo), 567 nucleotides. Lineage: Eukaryota; Metazoa; Arthropoda; Insecta; Lepidoptera; Papilionidae. The record is from the annotation of a GenBank genome assembly.